AUGAAAGAGAGCGGCGAGAUGGCGGCGGAGAUUCACCAGCACAUCGCCUCGGGCCUUUACGAUCCGCAGCACAUCAAGGCGAUGAGCCAGAUGUGGAACUUCGAGCAGUACCAGCAGUACCCCAAGGACGAGAAGGUCUUACUUUACGCCAUUUUCGAAAACAAGUUUUUCGAUGUUUAGUAAAACCGUAAUUAGACUAAUAGAGCACACAGAAAGUUCAAGAGAAAAGGCUGUCUUAGGGAAAAUACAAAAAAAAAAACAGGGAUGAGGUCUAUUUUUCAAUCUCAGGAAAGUCGUUUUGACAGAAUAAAGGGUAAUUUCAACCUCAGGAGGUGGUACUGAUUUAAAUUUUAAGACCUGGGGAAGGGGUUGGGGGCCUUUAAAAAUGGUUUGCCCAUGUAUUCAGAAAACUACAAGACCUAUUUUAGUACUAGAUUGAUAUUUUUUUACCCAAAAAAGCAGCUUUUGAAAAGCUGGUUGGUCGGGUUGGAAUUUCGGUAAUAUUUGAGUUUUUCCUAUCUUUGAAAUCUUCAGAAAGGAGUUUACGAUCUGUAAGGAAAAUCAAAAAAAAAAAUAUGUGUUUUCAAGUUUUCUGGCUGAAGAGCUUCUUUGGACUUUGUGAAAGAAGAAUAAAAUCUAUGAUUAUCGAAAGAAAAAUCAUAAUUUGUGAUUUUUCAGAUGCUCCAGUUCCACCCGCUGUUCGCCCAUCACAUGUCCUCGUUCACCGGAAUGCAAUCCGCGAGAGAAUCCCCAUGUCCCUCGAAAAAGAAGCCCCAACCUGUGCCUGAUGAGCAGAAAGAUGAGGUAACGAAUUUUUUCAAGAAAAAAAAACUUUUUUCUCUAAGUUCCCUAGUGAAAUCUAUUCUUCUUUUCGAGUUUUUGUGAUUAUUCCUGACAAGAGUUUCGUAGAAUCUAUCAAAGUUUGCGAAAUUUAUCUAGGAUACAGUAGCGAAAUAGCGGGCAAAAAGGAGAGAGUUUUACAGUAGCCUAAGAUUUUUCGAGACUAGUACGCCUAAAAAAAUGAUUUUGAGCGGUUUUUGUUUUGAUUUUAAACGAAAAUAGUGAAAUUGCAAAAGUCCAUGACUUCUAGAUUCAAAUUUAAAUUUUCGAUGUGAUUUUAAUGUACGGAAACAUUUUAGGCCAACUUUCCUGUUUCGAAAAAAUUUCAUUUCUUUCUUUCUGUCAUCUUGAGACAGUGAGAGGCGAAUGAAAGUCAUCUGAUUGAAAAAACUCCGCUACAAAAAUCACGGUAGAGAAGUCUAAAUCUCUUCUUUUUGCACACUAUUUCGCUGAUCUGGUGAAGAGUUAAGUGAAAUCUCGUCAAGUCGGCGGUGAAAGAACUAUAGCUUUACGAUUUUCAAUUAUAUACUUCAACUUUUUUUAAAAAUUCAGCCAGGAGACAGCCAAGGUUUUAAAAAAAGAGCCGGAACUUUAAAAAUUAAUCAAAGUUCCAAAAAAAAUUUCAUUUUCUUAAACACCCCGGCAAGUUGUCGCUGGAAUCUUCGAAUUAUAUUCCCUUCUUUUUCUGCUCCUUCUUCUUUGUACCCCAAAGCCAAACGAAGCAACACAAAGCCGACGAACACAUUCAGAACUACCGAGAGCGUCGGCGACGGAACAACGAGGCGGCCAGGAAGUCGCGCGAGGCUCGUCGAUGGAAAGAAGAAACGACGAGCAAGCGACUCGAGGAGUCUCAAAGGGUGGGUCGAAGAAAGAUAGCCGUCAAAAAUAGGCCUGGAAAAAGAUAUGACAAGGAAGGUCAUUUUACUUUGCGGUUUCCUGAAAAUCGGUCAGAACGCUUCGUGAUGUACCAGAAGACGAUUCUGAAAGUUUCAAAAUUCCUAAUUUCUGAGAAAGGACACCUCCAGGUCGAAAAAAACCCUCAAAAUCCGUUAAAAUAGGCCGAUUUGUGGCUUUGAGCCCUCAUUCUCGAAAACCCAGGAGUUGUGCAGGCUGAAACUUUCAGAAUAUAUUUCUAGUACGUUAAAGAGUAUUUCGGCCAAAGGAUUUCCAAACGCAAGGUCAAAUGACUUUCCUUGUGAGGGAAAAGCUUCUGAUAACAUAGAUUUCAAAAGAUGAUCCCAUGAAGUUAACCUUGAAAAAAGGCUCGGAUAGAAUCGUUUUGAGAAGGUCAUCUUACCAAACUACGUUGAAAAAAACGGCCUAGAAUUAGCCUUUGAUAGAAUAGCUUGAAAGAGUUGAUCCUGCAAAAUUUACCUGGAAAAGAGGCUCGGAUAGAAAAGUUUAAAAAGGUGACCCGCAAGGGAGGUCAUUUUACUUUUGGGAAUUCCCUGAAAAUUGGCCAGAACACUCCUUGGUGUACCAGAAGAAGGUUCUAGAAGCUUCAAGCUGCACAACUUUCCAUUUUUCGAGAAAGGACAUUUCAAAGUGUAAGAAAACCCUUAAAAUUCGUUAAAACGGGCUAUUUUUGAGCCUUGAGCCCUUAUUUCUUGAAAACUAGGAAGUUGUGCAGGUUGAGAAUUUCAGAAUCUACUUAAUCAAGGAGUGUUCUGACGAAUUUUCAGGAAGAUCCCAACUGCAAAGUAAAAUGUCCUCCCUUCUCAGACCAAUAUCUCAAAAAAAAAAAGUCGUACUCAAUAAAAAGCCGUGAAUAAAUAAUCCUAGAAACGAAAAAUAAGCUUGAAGAAAAUAGCCGCCUGUGUCGUGUGCUCCAUGGACAAGUGUGCUCCAUGGAAAUCGAAGACGUAAUACUUGAAACUUAGAAAUGAUUUUUUUUUUUCUUGAGAUUCUUUCAGCUUGUUUUUUAUGAAAACAAAAUCGAAGAAUGAUUUUUUUAUAAUAAGUAGACUCAAAUGAGCAUGUUUUUAUGACUCUGUCGGUGAGAGGAAAGAGAGCGCAAACAGGUCAGACUGUUUCAACUUCGUAUCGAAUAAUUUAUAUCAGAAACUUAGAAUAAAAACUCGAAAAAUGAUCAUAGAGCACACUUUAACCGGCGCGUUCUCACCAUUCUCUUCUAUUUUAUUUUCCGAUAAAAGAAGAGAAAAAAAAAAGUAAAAACCAAAAUGACUCAUCAAAGUUUUUUCGCCGCUGCGGCCGCCGGCAAACAACAAGUUUGAUGGAGCUGGUUUGGAUCGGAAUGAUGAAGCUUUUUGGAAGGAAAUCGAAUUGUUUUUUUGUUGGCCCGUUCAUUGUUUUUGAGAAGUGUCGGCUAGCUACUGAUUUGUGUCAAAACAAGCAGGAAAUAACGCUUUUUUAUUGACUUUCGAGCUGUAAAAGUACUACUUUAUGUUCAAAAAAUGCUUCUUAAAGUCCUAUAUGAACUAAAACAACACAGAUAGCUAUUUUUAUGCUCCUUUGUGAAAAUUAAAAAAAAAAAGAUUCGAAUUCUUGAAAACUGCUUUUUGAAGAAGUAUAGACAAAAUUCGUAUGGUCUUGAAGCGAAGAGCCAUUUUCAUUGUUAUAUUAAGUCUUCUGGGGUUCAAACAACUCUGAAAGUUGAUUCGAAUGGACUAUAACUACGGAAAGACUUUAAUAGGGUAUCAAAGACUGUUCUACUUUCCAGAGGGCGAAGAGCAGUUCUCCGUGUUACAAUACUGUCAGAAAAGAUACCUUAAUAAAUUUUGCUAAUAAUUUCCUUAUAUUUAGCUGGAUCACUCUGAAACUUUGUAAGCUGCCUUUCUUUUUGUGCGAACUAAAACUUUUGCCAUAGUGUUGAAAAUAACAUUCUUCACAACCCCAGAAAUUAGAGGACGAUUGAACUCUUUACAAGAAAGUUUUUGACAAAAAAACCGUUUUUCGUAUUUUCGAUGACCUUAGUCCAUUCAGAGCUUCCGCAUUUUUGAAUGCUCUUGAGCAUCUAGAUAUAUAUAUAUAUAUCCUGAAAAUAAAGAUUGUAAUUUUAAUUUAAUUGAACACCGCAAAUUUUAUAAAAUAAAUAUUCAGGAGAACUUCCGACUCCGACAGCAAGUCCACCACCUCCAAAUGGAGCUGCACGAGCUCCGAUGCACUGUGGCGAUGAACAACAUCAGCAUGGCGUCCAUUAGUGCGGCGAGCUCCACCAAUUCCUACUGA
Caenorhabditis auriculariae is the source of this 4029-nucleotide messenger RNA. The record is from the annotation of a GenBank genome assembly. Lineage: Eukaryota; Metazoa; Nematoda; Chromadorea; Rhabditida; Rhabditidae.